AUGAAAAACAUUGGUGCAUACAUCGGACGUACAGCGUAUAAAAUCAAACGAAAACUCACAUUCGCUGUCACCUCAUCGAAUACGUCUACUCUUAUCAAUGCACUACGGGCUUUUCAAAACAGUGCUGGGGUGUUCCCGCCCCUAAAAUCCACGAUUGGGGACCUGAUAGCCAGGGUAGAGCACGUAGAGCUCAGCUCGAAGCAUCGUCGUGAGUUCGGGGGUCUAGCAAGAAGGAUUACUUCACUCAGUGAUUCGCUUGCCGAGCACAUGCAAGCUUUCAAGCUGACUCAUGUUUCCUACUUCUUCGAGAGAAAAGCAGCGUCUGUCAAAGAGCAAGUGACGAUCAUCAGCAAUAAUCAGGAACGCGGAACAAGGUGGCGUGUUUGGAAGGUUAAGCAAUGUCAGGGCGAGAUACUCAACGGAUAUAGACGGAUAGCUGAGAUUCUUGAGGAGCUACAUAGGUGGUGCAUAGAAGAACAGGAAACGAACUCCCGUCUCGAAGUAUUGGCACCGGUCCACGACGCCACCUACGAUUCCAUGAUGUCCCGUGAGCUCAAUCGCCGAGCUUGUGCUAGAGACACCCGAGCAAAUAUCCUGAAUGAGCUCGAACAAUGGUCACUCGAUCCGACCAAGCCUAACAUAUUCUGGCUAAAUGGCACGGCUGGCAUGGGCAAGACAACCAUCGCAUAUACCUUUGCGCAGUCACUACGAGAACGGGGGGCACUUGGCGCUACUUUUUUUUGCGUGCGUGCCUCGGGGGAGUGCCGUGAUGCGAGAAGAAUAAUACCCGCUGUUGCGUACCAGCUUGCGCAGUACUUGUUUUCAUUCCGAUCGGCCUUGCUGGAUGUGUUGGAGAAUGAGCACAGUAUGAAGUUAGAAUCCAUCGCCGACCAGUGCGAACAACUAAUCAAGGAGCCACUAUCGAGGAUCAAGGGUGGAAUGACAACAUGGCCAAUCAUCGUGAUCGAUGGACUAGACGAAUGCAGUAGCUCGAGCGAGGUGGAAACGAUGCUCGACAUGCUCUUCCGGGUUGUUCCCAACCUACCUAUCAAAGUCUUAGUUACCAGUCGGCCCGAGCCAAACAUCCGCCGCGGAAUCGUGGCCCAGUCUGACCAGUCUGACCAGAGCCGUUCAAUCUGCGUGCUUCGCGAAAUUGAUGAUUCCCCAGUAGAGGUGGAAGUCGAGCAGUACCUUCAUGAAGCACUUGGGAACAGCGUCUCAGAGCAUGACUUGAGCAGGCUUUCCAGGCUCUCCGGCGGUUGGUUCAUAUGUGCGGUUACUCUAGUUCGGUAUCUUUUCAGACAAGGGAAUAUAGUCGACCAGGGCCGGCUGGAAGCCGCUCUGACCCUACCUUCCGACUUGGAAAAUAGACACCUUGACAUUGACCGUCUGUAUACGAUGAUUCUAGAUAGUGCAGUUUACGGGCCAGAUCAAGAGCCGGAAGAUCAAGAGCAGAUGCGCCUGAUCAUCUGGACGGCACUACGCGUUCGAGAGCCCGUCAGCGUUGAUACACUCGCAGCAUUGACUGGAAUUGAGGUGACAAAGGCGAACAUUUUGCUCGAGCCGCUCUACUCUAUAUUGUAUAUGUCGCAAGCGACUGGAACGAUCACCACACUACAUGCAUCGUUCCCUGACUUUAUGUUUGACAAGGCACGGUCGGCAAAAUUCUACUGUGACGAAGCAAAGCACAAUCAACUGCUCGCCAAACGGUGCUUUCAGUUGAUGAAAGACCAGCUGCGAUUCAACAUCUGUGGCAUAGAAACGUCGUUUAUACCCGAUAGCAAAGUGCAGGACCUAGAAGCUCGUGUACAGAAAUCAAUCUCCCCAACGUUGUCGUACGUUGCGAAAUAUUGGGGAGAUCAUCUAAUGAAGAGUGCGCCUUGUAAGGCAGUGCGGAAAGGGCUGGAAGAUUUUCUGUCGGAUCGGCUACUGUUCUGGAUAGAGGUACUGAGCCUGAAGCACAUACUUGACAAAGGGAUAAGCAUACUGUCGGAAGUUAAGCGAUGGAUGAUGGACCAGGUUCAAGAUAGAUCAUCAGAUCUCAUCAGGUCACUCGACGACUCACGGAUCUUCCUGUCAAAGUAUGCCGCUGGACCGGUUUCGCAGUCCACACCGCACAUAUACAUCUCAGCAUUGGCAUUGUGCAAUCACCCAAGCUCAGUCUACAAACGGUACUGGAGUCGCACCCGAGGACUUUUGAAUCUGCGAGGCUCUGUGAUGAAGCUGCCGCUACUCGCAACAUGGUGGGUGCACCUGGUGGGCCAAUCGCUAGCAUUCUCUCCUGACGGGACUCGAUUCGCAAUUGGAUUUGAAGAUGGGACGGUUGCACUAUUUUAUGCUCGCAGUGGAGGAGUUGCUCUUGGACCCCUGGAAGGGCACACCUGUCAGGUCAACUCCGUGGCUUUCUCUCCUGACGGACUGCUGCUUGCCUCUUGCUCUCACGACGGUACAAUCCUUGUGCGAGACGCGCAGACAGGCAGUUGCAUAUAUGACGUAAUCAAGGGGCACGAAAGUGAAGUAACGUCAGUAUCAUUCUCACCGAACGGCAAGCAGAUCCUCUCAGGGUCCAAUCACCGGACAACGCGGAUGUGGGACAGUGGCAACGGCAGCCUCAUACCCAACUCCAUCAAGUGUCAUCCUUCAAUAGUCAAGUGCACGGCAUUCUCUCCUGAUGGCAAGCAUAUCGCCUGUGGCUUGAAUGGCCACAAGUCACCCAUUGUUGUUUACGAUGCAUCCACCAGCAAGUCUCUCCCUUUUCCAUUCAACGCUCAUCGGUCCUCAGUCUAUUCAAUCGCCUUUUCGCCAAACAGCAAGCACCUUGUCACUGGCCAUUAUUCCGGUGAGCUGCGCGUCUGGAGUCUGCAGGACGGCACCGUCACACGUUCCCCACCCAAAGUACACAACCGCGCAAUUUCAUCCAUUGGGUUCUCGCCACUCGGAAACAAACUUGUCACUGCCUCGCAUGAUGGGUGCGUGUAUAUGUGGGAUGUAGAGAACGGCUACUCCAACCCUUGCCUACUUGGCACACACGACGAUGAGGUUUACUCCGCUGCGUUCUCACCCGACGGCACACGAGUCGCAUCAUGCUCAUAUGACCGCACCGUCAAGAUGUGGAAUGCGCUGCACCCGACAUUAUCUUACACCUCACACUCGAACGCACCGACCAAGGGUGUCUUGUCGGUCGCUAUCUCGCCCGGUGGCUCACGCAUAGCCACAGCCGGUGGUGACAAAGCGAUCCAUAUAUUCCGCGCACACGACGGCAUCACCCCUCUCGAGGCGCUUGUAGAACAUGCUGGCUUGGUCCUCUCCGUGGUGUUCUCGCCCGAUGGAAGGUAUCUUGCCUCUGGUAGUUCUGACAAAGCUAUCUGUAUAUGGGAUGGCGAAAGUGGCAAGCUACUAUCCGGUCCAUUUCGAGGGCACAAGGGCUGGGUUCAAUCGGUUGUGUUCUCGCCCGAUGGGAGAUGGAUUGUGUCCGCCUCAACAGACAAGACCAUACGAAAGUGGGAUGUGCGCGGUGGGAGUCUGAAGCUUACCGACCUUGUUGGAAUACACGACGGUUGGGUCUACUCAGCGACAUUCUGCCCCGAUGGCCAGCGCAUUGUUUCCAGUUGCAGUAAUAGAAAGAUUUACAUAUGGGACGCACAGACUCUAUCGCUUGUGUUCGAUCCUUUUGGGCCCCAGUGGUUCGAAGGGGGUAUCCGGGCGGUGACAUUCUCGCCCAACGGCAGAUUCGUUGCCUGCGGGUCGACUGACCGCACUAUCCGCAUGUUUGACUCGCGCAGCGGCGAUCUGGUCUUAGGUCCUCUCAAGGGACACCAGGGUUCGGUCAUGUCAGUUGUGUUCUCGCCCGACGGCAAUUAUAUCGUAUCUGGCUCGGAUGAUGGAAGCGUUCGCGUGUGGAAGGUGGAGGAUGGAGCUCCUGUAUAUGAGCCACUUCAAGGCCAUUUAGGCUGGGUUAGCUCGGUAGUAUGCUCGUCAGACGGCGUGUACAUCAUCUCAGGUUCGUCGGACUCAACGAUUCGAGUGUGGAAGGCGCCAGGAGGACGCGUUGCAUCCGACCCAACAAACCCUGCCCCUGAAAUCCCAGACCUGAGAGACGUUGAUCGUGCGAUCGCUGGCGGGAUGACGAUGUCAAAGGAUGGGUGGGCGCGAAACCGUGAGUCACAGCUGCUGUUCUGGGUUCCAUCGGGCAUGGCACAGCUCUUCCCCACACCGGAGACCGUCUACACCGUUGGACCUGAAGGUACGCUACAAGCAGAUUAUAGUCAGCCUCUUCUGCUUGGCAAUGAGUGGCGUGGGUGCUAUGAGGGGUGA
Molecule: messenger RNA, 4314 nt
Organism: Rhizoctonia solani
Lineage: Eukaryota; Fungi; Basidiomycota; Agaricomycetes; Cantharellales; Ceratobasidiaceae
Product: peptidase C14
Exons: 6
Coding region: 1-4314 (1437 amino acids)
Biological process (GO): microtubule organizing center organization; vesicle transport along microtubule; establishment of mitotic spindle orientation
Cellular component (GO): cytoplasmic microtubule; nuclear envelope; microtubule associated complex
Molecular function (GO): dynein complex binding; microtubule plus-end binding
Source: RefSeq, a predicted model, not a curated record